CGUCAAAAUGCAAUUAAAUAUCCUCAUUUUCUCCUUCCUCGCCGCCAUCGCAAUAGCAGAUGACAAUCUCGGUGAGAUCGUCGACGACUUCCCAGACUGUGCCCUACCCUGCUUUUCCAACAGUGUCAACGACAACGAUUGUAAGAUAACCGACUUCGAAUGUAUAUGUGGAAAGCAGGUCGAUAUCAACAUCAGGAUGGGCGGUUGUCUUUCUGACUACUGCUCUAACAAGUCUGACCUAAGUACGUGCUCUGUUUUCUGGCUCGAUGAAUACGUUUAGUCCACCGGUUCCCAUUCUAACAUGUGACUAAGACGUCGG
Annulohypoxylon maeteangense is the source of this 319-nucleotide messenger RNA. RefSeq lists its product as uncharacterized. Lineage: Eukaryota; Fungi; Ascomycota; Sordariomycetes; Xylariales; Hypoxylaceae. The transcript has a single exon. The record is from RefSeq and is a predicted model, not a curated record. Bases 8 to 280 code for a protein of 90 amino acids.